Molecule: messenger RNA, 1132 nt
Organism: Onthophagus taurus
Lineage: Eukaryota; Metazoa; Arthropoda; Insecta; Coleoptera; Scarabaeidae
Source: RefSeq, a predicted model, not a curated record
UUUCAACAAAAAUACCUAUUUCCUCAAACGUUAUUAUAUUUAUGCUAAUUACAUUCUUUAUGACAUCACCGAUUGCGUUCUCAUCAUUGUCCGGAGUCGCUUCGAAUUCUCGGUGAUUCUAUUCGGUGUGUUGAAGGAGUUUAAGAGUUCUAUAUCAGUUGUAUUUGAGAAAGUGAGAUCACCGCGUUCGGAGUUAGUCAGAGUGUUCCUUUUCCUUGUAGCGAAAUACUUUCGUCUUGUUUGGGUGUGAAUAGUUGUUUAAGUUUUUAAUUAUGUCUAAGUCGAAAGUUAACAAAGAAUUCGUUAAGAAGCCAGCAGAAUUUUUUCAAAAUUCGACGACAAAUUUUUUGGAGAAUGAAAGAAGUUUUGUAUUAAUUGAGAGAGGUUGUGUAAAUAAAGAUAAUGAAGGUGUUAAAAUUAAAGAAAAGGAACUUGGGGAAGUUAAGAAAGAAUCGGAAUUUUCCAAAAAAAGUUUAAAUAAUUUUUUAGAAAACGAAAGAUAUUAUGAAUCAAAGAAUUUAGAUGAAAACCACCAAAAACCAAUUUCCCAAUCGCAAGAACGAUACGUUUUUUCAUCAGGAAGUUUACAAAGAUAUGUAACAACAUGCUAUUUUCAACCGAAACAAAUUCCUGUUUCUUAUUCGGAAACCAUGAUUUUAAAAAUUGGAUCUUCAAAAAAGAAGUUUUUUGAAUCUGUUUAUUGCAAGAAUACUUUGCUUCCAAGUAAAUGGUCUGAAUCGAUGCAUACAACAAUUAAACGAGAGACUGAACCAAAAACACUCCAAACAUCAGAAAUUUAUAUUCCCAUCGAAAAAUCAACAUUUAAUUAUGUUUCGUUGGAACCUCAACAAAUCAUAGCUCAAGAAGUUGCUCAAGAAAUAACGGCUGUUUAAAUUAACAACGUUAUAAUUAUGACUUGAUAUAUUAUUUAUCAUUAAGGUCUAAGUUAACCAAUUAAUUAAUCUUUAAGCUAAUAGAAAAAGGGUUAAUUUAUAAAAAUUGACAGAUUAAUUUAAUAUGUUAGCGACAUCUACAUUUAAGUGAUUGAACUAUAUACUUAAACUGUAAAUUUUUUUAAAAUUAAUAUUUUUAUAAAGUACUCAAAAAUUAAACAUUCCAAAUCAAUAAAUUA